CUGCCGGAGUCGUUCGGUGGCCUCGAGCGCCUCACCACGCUCAACCUGGGAAACCACGCCCUCACGUCGCUGCCGGAGUCCUUCGGCGGCCUCGCGAGCCUCGUUGAGCUCAACCUGUACAACAACGCCCUCGCGUCGCUGCCGGAGUCGUUCGGCGACCUCGCGAGUCUCGUCACGCUCUUCCUGAACGACAACGCCCUCGCGUCGCUGCCAGAGUCGUUCGGUGGCCUCGCGAGCCUCGAAUACCUCAUGCUGUACAACAACGCCCUCGCGUCGCUGCCGGAGUCAUUCGGCGGCCUCUCGAGCCUCGUCGAGCUCAGACUGGGAGGAAACGCCCUCGCGUCGCUGCCGGAGUCGUUCGGCGACCUCGCGAGCCUCGUCACGCUCUACCUGCACAACAACGCCCUCGCGUCGCUGCCGGAGUCGUUCGGCGAACUCGAGAGUCUCGUCACGCUCAACCUGCACACCAACGCUCUCAAGUCGCUGCCGGAGUCGUUCGGCGACCUCGCGAUCCUCGUCACGCUCUACCUGCACGAAAACGCCCUCGCGUCGCUGCCGGAGUCGUUCGGCGACCUCGAGCGUCUCACCACGCUCAACCUGUACAACAACGCCCUCGCGUCGCUGCCGGAGUCGUUCGGCGACCUCGCGAGUCUCGUCACGCUCUACCUGAACGACAACGCCCUCGCGUCGCUGCCAGAGUCGUUCGGUGGCCUCGAGAGCCUCGAACACCUCGACCUGAACGACAACGCCCUCGCGUCGCUGCCGGAGUCGUUCGGCGGCCUCGCGAGCCUCGUCACGCUCUACCUGCGCAACAACGCCCUCGCGUCGCUUCCGGAGUCGUUCGGCGAUCUCUCGAGCCUCGUCACGCUCGAGCUGCGCAACAACACCCUCACGUCGCUGCCGGAGUCGUUCGGCGGCCUCGAGAGCCUCGUCACGCUCUACCUGAACGACAAC
This is a messenger RNA of Aureococcus anophagefferens, 954 nucleotides long. RefSeq lists its product as hypothetical. The transcript has a single exon. The record is from RefSeq and is a predicted model, not a curated record. NCBI's taxonomy places the organism in Eukaryota, Pelagophyceae, Pelagomonadales, Pelagomonadaceae. The annotation marks the transcript as partial. Gene Ontology annotation, molecular function: protein binding.